Molecule: messenger RNA, 1866 nt
Organism: Pseudozyma hubeiensis SY62
Lineage: Eukaryota; Fungi; Basidiomycota; Ustilaginomycetes; Ustilaginales; Ustilaginaceae
Product: probable PP2A regulatory subunit B
Exons: 4
Coding region: 1-1866 (621 amino acids)
Biological process (GO): signal transduction
Cellular component (GO): protein phosphatase type 2A complex
Molecular function (GO): protein phosphatase regulator activity
Source: RefSeq, a predicted model, not a curated record
AUGGCCUCGCUCAGCAGCACCGGCAUCGCACCUUCCGAGCUCGCCACACCUCCCAAGGCAGGUGCGCUUAAUCGCUUGCGUCAGAGUCCCUCCAACGCGGGUCCAAAAGACACCAUCCCCAUCACCUCCAAGACACCACCACGCAAGCAGAGGAGUUCGCGGUUCCACGUCACAGAGAAGGUAGAGCUUGAGAAGCUACCUCAGUUCAACGAGGUAGUACCUGCCGAUCGACCCGAGCUCUUUGUCCGUAAGCUGCGCCAGUGCUCGCUCGUCUUUGAUUUCAACGACGCCAGUCAAGAGCUCGAGGGCAAGCAGAUCAAGGCCGCCACACUACACGAGAUGCUCGACUACAUCACCACUAACCGCAAAGUCAUCAACGAUGAGAUCUAUCCCGAAGUCGUCGCCAUGUUCUCUGCCAACCUCUUCCGCUCCAUCCCGCCGCAGGUCAAUCCCGUCGGCGAUGCUUUCGACCCGGAGGAGGACGAACCGGUGCUCGAGCUCGCCUGGCCGCAUCUCCAGAUCGUCUACGAGUUCUUCCUCCGCUUCGUCGAGAGCCCGGACUUCAACACCAACAUUGCCAAGAAGUUCAUCGACCACCACUUUGUGUUGCAAUUGCUCGAACUCUUCGACAGCGAGGAUCCCCGCGAGCGCGAUUUCCUGAAGACAACAUUGCAUCGCAUCUACGGCAAGUUCCUCAACCUGCGAGCCUUCAUCCGACGAUCCAUCAACAACGUCUUUUUCCAGUUCAUCUACGAGACCGAGCGCCACAAUGGCAUCGCAGAGCUGCUCGAGAUACUUGGAUCCAUCAUCAACGGCUUUGCACUGCCGCUCAAGGAGGAACACAAGACAUUCUUGACGCGUGUGCUCAUCCCGCUGCAUAAGGUCAAGAGCCUGGCGCUCUAUCACCCGCAGCUCGCCUAUUGCGUCGUGCAGUUCUUGGAAAAGGACAGCUCGUUGACCGAAGAGGUACUGCUCGGACUGUUGCGGUACUGGCCCAAGGUCAACUCGCCCAAGGAGGUCAUGUUCCUCAACGAGGUCGAGGAGAUCUUGGACGUCAUCGAGCCGUCCGAGUUUGUCAAGAUCGAGGUGCCCCUCUUCCAGCAGCUCCAACGGUGCAUCAACAGCCAGCACUUCCAGGUGGCCGAGCGCGCGCUCUACUUUUGGAACAACGAGUACAUCGUCAAUCUCAUUGGCGACAAUGUGCAAGUCAUCCUGCCCAUCGUGUUUUCAUCGCUCUACCAGAACUCCAAGGCGCAUUGGAAUCGUACCAUCCACGGCCUCGUCUACAACGCGCUCAAGCUCUUUAUGGAGAUCAACCCGGCGCUUUUCGAGAUGUGCACCAACGAGUACAAACAGCAGCGCCAGAUGGAGAAGCAGAAGCUCGUCGACAGGGAAGAGGCGUGGAAGAAGCUUCGCGACACUGCUAUCAAGAACAGCAAAGCGAUCGGCGUCGAGAUGCCCGCUUCGCUCAAAGAGGAGCAGGCAGCGCCAGCGGGCAGCGUCAACCCGUACGACCUCGACGCGUUCGACUCGGCUGCUGACUUGACGGCUGGCGCCGAUAGCUUGUUUGAGCAGAUGGGCCAAGGCAUCAACGGCGAAGUCUCGACGACGGAUUUUGACGAUGUGGAAGCCAACCGCGUUGCACAAGAGACCGCGCAAGCGCAACAAGCCGAUCCUGCGGGUGAGGACAGCGUGGACGAUAUGAAAGAGUUCCCGGAAACCGCUCGACAGCAGGUCAACAAGCAAGAGUCACCGCAUGUGCGACGCAAGAGCGUAAUACCGAUGGAUCCGACGGUGCUGGCAGAGCUUGCCGGGCACAAGAGCUUGGAUGGAGUGGAUCUUCGACAGCCAUCGAGUGAUGCGUAG